AUGUCAAAUAAAGUGGUUUCAACCUUACCGCGGAUCCGUGCCACAGUUGGACACAUUCCACAGAGAUUGAAGACCGCAAACAUUGAACCUAGUUCUCGCGCUAGAUUAGAGAUCUUACGACGAAUCGUCACACGAAUGGUACGUGAGGAACGCGCCGAGUUUCCAUGGAAUAGAGCUGUGGAGGCAAGACCUUAUUUGGAAAGAUUGAUUCAACUUGGAGUGGAGCGAGGAGAAAAUGAUGAAUACACGACCAAAAUGAUGGAAUGGUGGCUGCCUGAAGCUGACCUUAUCACCAAAAUGCACAAAGUAAUUGUUCCACGAUUUGUUGAUAAAGAGGGACCGUACACGUCAAUAUACCGUCUUCCCACGCAACGACUCUGCACUUAUGUCUCUAGAAGAUAUGAAAAGUGGAAGCGCUACGAAAUUGCCGUUCUAGAAAUCGAUGGUAAUCCAUUCCCUCCUGUUUUGGGCGAUAAGGAGAACAAAUCGUCAUCGUUGCUAAAUAUACUUCUCAGGGACAGUCUGCAGAACCGGCUCAAAAAGCUCCAAUCAAGUACGAGUAAGGUCUCAUAGAGUUUGAUUGUUGAGAUUAGCAAUUUGUUAUAUACUGCUUGUGGAUAGUCAUCAUUUUAUCGUUCAUGCUGUUUUCGCACUUCUUCUUCCAGUUUAUAAUGAAACUUUCACCAAAUAAUUAUUGAGGAGAUCACCGUUUACACGGGUGUUUACUGUUUCUUAGCGCAAGUUGCUUUUAGUUUGAG
Messenger RNA from Cylicocyclus nassatus, 758 nucleotides. The record is from the annotation of a GenBank genome assembly. NCBI's taxonomy places the organism in Eukaryota, Metazoa, Nematoda, Chromadorea, Rhabditida, Strongylidae.